Prorocentrum cordatum is the source of this 2587-nucleotide messenger RNA. Lineage: Eukaryota; Dinophyceae; Prorocentrales; Prorocentraceae. The record is from the annotation of a GenBank genome assembly.
AUUUGGGCCCAAGGCCAGCCCACGACUUUUUCAGCGGCUGGCGCUUCCACCCAGGGGCUGACCCAAACAUGGGCCAGACCGCGUCAACGGAGGCGGGCGAGGCGCCCGCCAAGGCGGCGGAGGUGCCCGCGGCGGAGCAGCCGCCACCCUCGAGCUACAGCUGGGUCCACGACAUGCCGGUGGCUGGCGCGUUCACGUCGGCGGUCGUGGACAACUGCUGCUACGCUCCCACGGUGGAGGAGCUCGAGGCAUGCUCGCGUAAAUAAAAAAUGCGACGGGAGGUUUUGGGUGGUUUUCGGCUUCCUGAGGCCCUCGCCCAGCCUCGGGACCGUCGAAACAGGACUCGGGAGGAGAGACCGGUCCUGAGGGAGGGGUUGGGACUUCGGGGGCACGUCGCAUUCCUGGGUAGAUUCCACGCGACCUUGCGGGUGGAGGCGGCCUUUGAGAAGGCCGACGCGGCGAAGGCCGGGAAAUUGACUAAGCAGGGCGUGGCCGAUGCGUGCCGCCAGCUGAAGAAAUCGGAGCGCCAGAUCCAGAAGCUCCUCGACUCCAUGGAGGGCCAGGAGGUCGACGUUGGCGGCUUCAAGGAGCUGUUCACGGGGGCGCGCAGGCCGUGGUACUACAAGGUGGGGUGCGUCCCGUUGCCCAAUCACGAGAAGGUGUUGGACGUGCCCGUGCUGGGACAUGUGCUCUGCACCACUGGAGACUUGGUGGCCACGCCGAUUGACUGGUCGCUCCGGGCUACCAAGAACGCCUUCCGAGACCCCGCUGACUGGGAGGUCGAGAAGAUGUUCUUCGAGAUGGACAAAGAUCGCAAGGGCGUGCUGAACAAAGACGAGGUCGCCGCAGUGCUGCGGAAAUUCGGUGCGUCGGAGGUGGACAUCGCCAAGGGCCUCGAGAAGCUCCACGGAAGGGACCCGAACCUGUACGAGUUCAAGGUAUUGAUGCGAGGGCCGAAGUUUGCUCCCAGCUUCUGGCACAACGUGCCCUGCGUGGGAAUGCCGUUGUCUAACAGCUUUUUCCGACACUUGGAGCCCGAGGUUCUUACCGAUAAGGACAUCAAAGAAGCGUUCGACCAAGUCGACAAGACAAAGGCAGGGAAGUUGGACAAGACGCAGGUGGCGGAGUGUCUCUGGGAGCUUGGCAGGCCCGAAAGCCAGGUCCAGGCGGCCAUCGAAGGCAUGGAGCACGAGGAGGUAGACCUCGAAGGUUUCAAGAAGGUGCUGAUGGAGGAACCGCCUAGGCCGUGGCUGAAGACGAUCGAGGUCAAUGAAACGGAGAUCCCGUUGCCGAACCCGGCCAAGAUCCACGAGGUGCCGCUCAUCGGCAUGGCGACCAAGCUCACGCAGGACGUGCUGUACGACACCUACGACUGGACAGCCGGCGCCUGCGUGCGCGUCGUCGGCCUGGUGGACGAGGUCGAGCUGGAGAGGAUGUUCAAGGAGGCCGACACGGACGAGGACGGAAAGCUCAGCAGGAACGACGCCGCGAAGCUGCUCCGCAAGUGGGGCAAGAGGGAGUUCGAGAUCAAGGACAUGCUGCUCGGCCUGGCAGAGGACAAGGACCAGCUCACGCACGCCGAGUUCAGGGACUGGCUGUACGGCGUGUACGAAGACGAGGACCCGAUCGCGGCCGCUGGCGCCGUGGCCGAGCCCGCGCCCGCGGCCCCGUGAGCACACCCUCGGUCCUGAAGUGCCAGCGGUGAGCGGAGGAGGCUCCUGUGAGGGCACCGGGCAGCGUCCGCGAGCCUGGGCGUCGCAGGCGCGCCCCCGGCCCGCCUCCCCCGCAGCCUGGAGGGAGUCAAGCUCGAGGACCGAGGCUCGAGGCCUUUCGGCGUUCGGGGGCCCUCCUCGUCGCCACGGCUGGACGGGCGGCGGAGACAGUGACGGCAAGGUAGGGCGGGAAUCGACAGCACAAAAACCGUAUCCGUGGGGUCGCGGCCCAGCGGACCAGCCCGCGAGGCCUGGGAUGUCGAUACUGUUCCGCCCGCGGCCAAUAGGCCAAUCAUUUCAACAGAUCUCUCGCCAGCAUCUUCGCACCGGCACCGCCUCUUGCAGCGCGUCCUGUGCAGUUGGUGUGCGCACGCCCCGGGGGCGCCGCGGCCGUGAGGUGCUGAGUCGCCCAGCGGUUGCGCCCGAGCCCGGGUCCGAGCACACCCGCCGCUGUUCGCUGUCCGAUGCCCCGCGUCCAGAGUUAGGAGGAGCAUCAGGGGCGGCAGCCGGAGAGGAUUUCUGAGAAGCGCUCGUUGGCUCGGCGCCGCGCCAGAGCAUCUGCGAGGCUCGGCCUGUCGAGCCAGGGCAGCGCGUGCACUUUGUGGCCAGAGUUGUGGCCCGAUCGGCUUGUGAUCCAGGUCUUGCUUCACCACACGGGCUCGCGUGUCACAGACUGUACCAGCACGGCCAGGGAGGUCGUUUGGUCGACUGCGGCAGCUCUGUGAACUCCAGUGUCUCCAAGCAGCCAUCGAGCAUGUUUGCUUUUGCUAAGUCUUAUUCCUUCCGAGCCGCGGAAUUGUCCGGGCCUUGCACGGCUCCCUCCCGUGGAACUGUUCAUUCAACUCGUCCGACUGGUAUGCAGCGCUGUCAGCGCA